Molecule: messenger RNA, 2070 nt
Organism: Epinephelus moara (kelp grouper)
Lineage: Eukaryota; Metazoa; Chordata; Actinopteri; Perciformes; Serranidae
Gene: crtac1a
Product: cartilage acidic protein 1a
Exons: 14
Coding region: 162-1793 (543 amino acids)
Biological process (GO): axonal fasciculation
Source: RefSeq, a predicted model, not a curated record
ACGUUACACAAGCCGUUUCGUAAAUUUUAAAAGCUGAAGUUGUGUAAGGUGGAGAGUCUUUGCCUAAUGAUUUAAUAACAGCGCUCAGUGCUUUUUCAUCAGUGCAGCGAAGUCACAUCAUCUCUGCCUCUGUACCCUGAUUGAGCUGGCAGGCAGUAGUGAUGUGGGGUUCAGGCAUGUUGGUGCUCCUCCUCGUCGGACUUUGGUAUGAGUCCCACGCCCAGAACUCUCAGCCUAUGUUUCAGGUGGUAACGCAGACGAUGCUUCCUCCUGACCGUCUGCACAAUCCCACACAACUCAACUAUGGAAUGGCUGUAACAGACGUGGAUGGUGAUGGCGACCUGGAAGUGGUUGUGGCAGGGUACAAUGGGCCCAACCUGGUGCUGAAGUACAAUCAAACUCUAAACAGACUGGUAAACAUUGCAAUUGAUGACAGCACCUCUCCAUACAACGCCCUGAGGGACCCAGCAGGAAAUGCUAUUGGAGUUACUGCCUGUGAUGUGGAUGGAGAUGGACGUGAGGAGAUCUACUUCCUCAACACAAACAAUGCCUACUCUGGACGGGCAACUUACUCAGACAAGAUGUUCAAGUUUCGGAACGGCCGCUUUGAAGAUCUUCUGGGGGACGAGGUCAAUGUUCGUCGUGGGGUCGCUAAUCGCAUGGCAGGACGUUCGGUAGCAUGUGUUGACAGAAAGGGAACAGGCCGGUACUCGAUCUAUGUGGCCAACUAUGCAAAGGCCAACAUCGGUCCCCACGCUCUUUUAGAAAUGGAUGAGGCUGCAAGUGAUGUCAUGAAGGGCAUCAUCACUCUGUCUGACGUGGCUGCCGUGGCUGGGGUGAACAAGCUCACAGGCGGACGCGGUGUGGUGGUCGGACCAAUCCUGAGCACGUCGAGGUCGGACGUGUUCUGUGACAACGAGAACGGACCCAACUUCCUCUUCAAAAAUAAUGGAGAUGGGACUUUUGUUGAUAUGGCCAGACAGGCAGGUGUGGAGGACCGGUACCAGCAUGGCAGAGGAGUAGCACUGGCUGACUUUAAUGGCGAUGGAAAGACAGACAUCGUCUACGGCAACUGGAACGGCCCACACAGACUUUUCCUGCAGGGCAGCGACUCUAAAUUCCGGGAUAUAGCCAGUGGAGGAUUUGCAGCUCCCUCACCUAUUCGCACAGUCAUUGCUGCUGACUUUGACAACAACAAAGAGCUGGAGGUGUUUUUUCACAACAUUGCUUACAGAAGCAACGCGCCCAACAAGCUGUUCAGGGUGUUAAGGAGAGCUGAUGCAGACCCUUUGAUCCAGGAGCUGAAUGUGGGAGACGCUGCUGAACCGCAGGGGCGAGGAACAGGUGGCACCGUGACAGACUUGGAUGGGGACGGACAGCUGGACCUGCUGCUGGCGCAUGGAGAGAGUGCCCAGCAGCCAAUCUCUGUCUUCAAGGUCACACAGGGCUCCUCCAACAACUGGCUGCGGGUCAUCCCUCGCACACAGUUUGGCUCUUUUGCUCGGGGAGCCAAGGUGACAGCCUUCACCAGGCAGAGUGGAGCACACACACGCAUCAUCGAUGGAGGCUCGGGGUACCUGUGUGAGAUGGAACCGGUUGCACACUUUGGAUUAGGAAACGAUGAGGUGACGGUACUAGAGGUCUCCUGGCCCGAUGGCAGCUCCACCACUCGAACCCUUCAGCCUGGUGAAAUGAACUCAGUGGUGGAAGUAGCCUAUCCCAGAGCAGGGGAAGCAUUGCUGCUUGCCAAUGACACGCAGGUACGCAGAACGGAUCCACGACAUGAAUUAUGAACACGGUGUGGUGAAGGCUUUACUGUCAAGAAUGGCCGCUGUGCAGGUCUGUGAGGACAAUCAUAUCAAAUGCAAUAAAAAUUGCUUUGGAAAAUGCAAUGUUACAGAAAACAUGGUUUAAAAAGACUUUCCUUUUCCUCUGCACUUUAAGACAGCAGUCUUGUUUUCCUUACUCUAUGAGUAGCUCUAACAUUUUGUUAUUUUUCUCUUUAGCUGUUUCCUGCUAGCUCAUUGUUAUUUUUUAUGUGACAUGGCAAACUCCCUUAAUAAACUGAUA